AUGAUUGCGAUGCACCAUGUGUAUGCUGAGAUACUGGAUUUGGGUAAAAGACCCAAAUGGUAUCCAAAUGAUGGUCCAGUUAUUGAGACCGAAUGUAUGGAGGAUUAUUCCAUAAGCCCUGAUACUAUUGCUGAAAUAAAGAAAUUCGAAAUUAAAAAUACUCCCGAUGUUCGAUCGUAUUUGCUGUGUUAUCUGAAGGAGGCGAAUGUCUAUCGCCCCGAAAAGGGACCCGAAAUUAAACGUAUUGCAUGGUCUCUGAAAGAGAUGUUCAACUUGAAUAAAUGUGAUUUGGAUAUGAUACGCGAUUGUGUGGAGGAACAUCAAUCGGAUGAACUGAAAGAUUAUGCCUAUUUUAAUAUCAUUAAAUGUGCCUAUGAAAAAGCUCCAGCUAGAUGUUUGCAGAAAGGUGAAAAGAAGUGA
Messenger RNA from Musca vetustissima, 420 nucleotides. RefSeq lists its product as uncharacterized. The coding region runs from base 1 to 420 and encodes 139 amino acids. The transcript has a single exon. The record is from RefSeq and is a predicted model, not a curated record. Gene Ontology annotation, molecular function: odorant binding. NCBI's taxonomy places the organism in Eukaryota, Metazoa, Arthropoda, Insecta, Diptera, Muscidae.